Messenger RNA from Daucus carota subsp. sativus, 736 nucleotides. RefSeq lists its product as uncharacterized. The coding region runs from base 41 to 595 and encodes 184 amino acids. Lineage: Eukaryota; Viridiplantae; Streptophyta; Magnoliopsida; Apiales; Apiaceae. The transcript has 3 exons. The record is from RefSeq and is a predicted model, not a curated record.
UUCAAUCAGAGAGAUAGAAACAAGUUUAGCUUGGUCAGCAAUGAUCAGUUGUGCACCAUUUGUUUGCAAGAACCCUAGCUUACUGGGCUCUUCACAUUUCUUGCAUAAUUUUGACACACACCCAAAAAUCCAAGAAAUUAAACAUCAAAAUUGCUUAAAAAAUGGUGCAAGAUUUAGCAAAAGGAGGGGAAUGAUUGUCUGUGCACUGCCAUUGCUAGUAGACCCAUGGGCACCAAGCAUAGAUUCACAGAGCAUAGCUUCACAGCUCUUUGCAGUUUCUUUGUUCCCUUAUCUUGGUUUCUUGUACUUCAUCACCAAGUCUAAGUCCUCUCCAAAGCUUACCCUUUUUGGGUUCUAUUUCUUGCUUGCUUUUGUGGGUGCUACAAUCCCAGCCGGAAUCUAUGCUAAGGUGCAUUACGGAACUUCCUUAUCCAAUGUGGACUGGUUGCACGGUGGUGCUGAGUCGCUGCUCACUUUGACCAACUUAUUCAUCGUAUUGGGGCUAAGGAAAGCUCUUAGGGAAAUUAAGAAUGAUGAAGCAAGCACAUCCAGUGGUAGUUCAGCUACCAAAGAUAAGCAGAAGCCAUCCGUCUAAGUGCAGAUUAUAAGAACAGUACUAAAUCGCUGGGUCUUUUUUUCAUUUGCAAACUUAUAUGCUUCACCCUAAUGUACAUGAUAUUUCCUUACACAUCCUGAUCCUAUAUAUUCAUCACAAGACUCUCCUCAUUUGGCUUCA